Molecule: messenger RNA, 2553 nt
Organism: Lactuca virosa
Lineage: Eukaryota; Viridiplantae; Streptophyta; Magnoliopsida; Asterales; Asteraceae
Source: the annotation of a GenBank genome assembly
CACAAAACCGUGUGAUAUUUGAUGGACUUUUGGUGACAAAAAGUUCAUUAUAAAUCAUAUGGCCAUCAUCACAGAAUAAAAUAAAUAAGAAUCCAAAUAAAAAGAAUAAAGAAGAAUCACACUAAGAUGCUUAAAACCCUUUUUUGUCUUGCUUUCUUGUCGUCAUGUUUUCUUCUACAAGCUAAGAUAAUCGAUGGAACCUCGAUUGGUGCCAUUUUUGACCAAACGUCAAGGCCUGGAAAAGAAGCGAAAGUGGCAAUUGAGAUAGCGAUUCAAGAUUUCAACAUCAAAACCAAUCAGACUUCGGUUUUAUAUCUUCAAAACUCACGAAACAAGCCUGGUCAAGCAGCCAUUGCAGCGAAACAGCUUAUUGAUGAACACAAAGUGAAAGCGAUUUUGGGAGGUCAUACAUGGGAAGAAGCUUCUGCCAUAGCCGAGGUUAUCAGCGACUGUAAUCACGAUUUCCCGGUGUUUCUCUCCCUCGCUGGAACAGCUCCACCACAGGUCCCACAUCAAUGGCCAUUUUUUGUUCAAGCCGUUCCUACAGAAUCCACUCAGAUGAAAGCGGUUGCUGCUGUUCUACAGUCAUUGGGGAUGCGAAAAGUGACUCUCAUAUACGAAACCUUGCCUCUAGCCUCCUCAUCGGCAUCGAUCAUCUCUCAUCUCUCUCAGGCAUUUCGUCAAACAGGUUCCGAGCUAAUUCAUAUCUUACCACUCGCAUCUGGUUCAUCUUUCUUAGAUGAAGAGCUUGACGUGCUCAAGAGACAACAACGUAAAGUCUUUGUGAUUCAUACGUCUAUGGAACUUGGGAUUCGUCUCUUUCAGACAGCCAAGAAGAUGGAGAUGACAGGAGAUGGGUAUCUAUGGAUCGCGACUAAUGGAAUCACGGAUCUUUUUCAUUCCAUUAACUCCACCAUGAUUACUUCACUAAAAGGUAUGGUCGGAGUCAAAAGCUACUUCGCUGAAAACACGCCGGAGUUUCAAGAUUUCAGAAAAAAGUUCCGUCACAAGUUCCGUUCCGAUUACCCAGAAGAAGAAAAGGACGAACCUGGAAUCUUUGCCGUGCAAGGAUAUAACGCCGUGGAAUUACUUGAAAAAAACUCACCUGAGAAAAUCGGUCACUGGAGGUCAAUUCCGGCGACUACAGUAGAGAUUGUUAACGUCAUAGGAAAGGGUUAUCACUCUGUGUACUGGACCGAAGGAUCAGGGUUUUCAGAGACGAUUGAAGAGGAUAUCAAUGGCGCAACUACUUACACUCAUUCUAUCGAUAAUGUUGGACAAGCUCUAUGGCCGGGUCAACCAUGGUAUGCUAACAGUCGUCGCCGGAAUCUUGCAGAAAGUUCAGAGAAUCGGAUCAGGGUUGGUGUUCCUGGUCGAUCUCUAUUUAACCAAUUCGUGAAAGUGGAUGUUAAUACGGGUGAUAUCACUGGAUUCGUAGUCUCUGUGUUUGAGGAAGUGAUGAGAAAGAUGAAUCAGCCAUUUGAUUAUAUUCCAUUCUAUGGCUCUUAUGAUCAAUUGAUCCAACAAAUACCUAACAAGAAUUAUGAUGCAAUAGCCGGUGAUGUAACGAUUCUGUCAGAUAGACACGAGUUUGUUGACUUCACACAACCCUACACCGAAUCCGGUUUGGAGAUGAUUGUACCAGAAUCACCCCUUUACAAUGGCUUCAUCAUUUGGUUGAUAGAGAAGAACCAUGUUAAAGAUCUCCGCGGCUCUGUUAUAAACCAAGUCGGAGUCAUCCUUUGGCUUUCAUUCAGCACUCUCUUCACUUUGCGCGGUGACAAGCUACAUAGCAAUUUAUCAAGAAUGGCGGCUGUGGUUUGGCUUUUCGUGGCGCUGAUCAUCACACAGAGCUACACGGCUAGCUUAGCCAGCAUGCUCACGGCUGAACGGCUGGAACCAACAAUAUCCAGUGUUGAGAUGCUGAGAAACAUGAAUGCACCCUAUAACUCAACCCAUCAAUAUGCGGAGGCACUAAAUAGCGGCGAAAUUGCGGCCAUCUUUCUUGAAGUUCCAGCAACCAAAGUCUUCCUAGCUCAGUACUGUAGGAGCUUUAUUAGAACCGGAGAGACAUUCAAAGUUGGAGGUUUCGGAUUCGCAUUUCCCAAGGAGUAUGAUCGACUUUCGGAAGCAAACGAGGCAUUAAUGAACGUAGCAGAGAGUGGGAGACUUAAAGAACUUGAGGAAGUCCAUAUUAUAUCCGAGAAGUGUAUUGAUGAAGACUCUGCACCUAAUGAAGAAGACAGUCUUAGUGCUCGCAGUUUUUGGGUACUAUUUGUCUUAACUGUUGGGGUGUCCACGGUUGCUCUUGUGAUUUACAUCAUCAUCAGAAUUAAAGAAGUUAAAAAAUCUGAUGAAGAAAACAAAAGUUUUUUGGAACUUAUAUCAACAUUUAUGAAGGAUUUGAAACGUCAAAUGAAACGAUCAUCGAGCAUAGUUGUUAAUGUGGAAAGUGCUAGACAUGCUUCACACGGUGAUCGAUCGGCUCAAGAUGACAUAGAUGAUUUACAAGAAACAGACGAUGACAGUAUAUUUUAUGAGGUUAGGAUCUAG